AGGGAGUCGAAGACUCGGUGAUCAGUCACCUUGACCACCUGCUCUUAACUCCUCCAACGCCAGUCGAGACUCGCUACACGUACUAAAUACGCCAUGGCGAGAUAGAGUUGAUAUCAAACACUGCCAUUUCCGCCGAGCAGCAAUGUCCGAUGACGAGACCGCACACUCGCAGGCAUCGCGCCCAUCACAGCCUCGCGGAAAGGAGCCGCGCCGCAGCCUCAGGCUUCGCCUUGCAUGCGCGCGCUGUCAGCGCAGGAAAAUUCGCUGCGACGGCAAGGUCCCGACAUGCAACAAUUGCCGAAAGGCUGCGGUCGACUGUGUCGAUGGCGACAGCGUCCGCCUCGGAGAUAUCCCGCGAGCACAAAUCAAGAGCCUACGGAAUAGGGUCCAAUGGCUCGAAUCCAUUAUCAAAGCCCGUUGCCCAGACGUGGACCUAUCGCAGGGGGGCGACGAUCUCGACGUUGGUCAUGAAAUGACCGAGAUGACCCCUGUUGCAUCUGUGGAGGCAUCGCGUUCCGAGCCUGAGCGUUCUCAUGAGGUCGACGCGAACCCUAGGAUCCGAGGGAGGGUGCAGGAUGGGCUAUCACAUGAAAUUGGUCUCGUGGCGCUCAAAGCUUCGCAGCACCCGCGGUAUCUGGGACCUUCGAGUGGCUACUUCCUGGCACGGGUGAUGUUGGCCACCAACCGUCCCGAGGAAGCAGGUUGGCGCUCCAAAUUCGGAGCUGGAACAAGCCAUGCGGAAAAGUCGAUGCCCGUGGACCUUGUCGAGGCGCUUCAAGGGCCGUUACCGUUCCCACCGGCUGCGCAGGCCAGGCUACUGUGUGACCAGUACUUUGAAAUUGUGCAUCCCCAGUUUCCGAUACUGCAUGCGGCGACAUUCAGGGACAGGCUGCCCCAUGUAUUGGAGAACCCUGACAUGGACGACCAAGAUACCUUUCAGGUCUUCAUGGUCUUGGCGCUGGGCGCCAUGGUUGCCUCACACCAGCGCCGCGUGCAUCUUCCCGCUGAAUCGUACUGCUUAUCAGCUCUACGGCUGCUGGAGCGCAUCCACGCGGAAAAGUCAGUCAAGGGACUGCAGUGUCUCCUGCUGCUGUUCGUGUUCACGAUACACAGCUCGAGCAUGAAACUCAGUGUGUGGCACCUCAACUAUCAGUGCAUUGCCGCCGUCAUCGAUCUUGGCCUGCAGAGGAACAUUACUGCUGUCACAAACUCGGAAAUGACGGGGCUGGAGCAGGAGAUGCGGACCCGCAUACUCUGGGUUGUGUUGAUACUGGACAGGAGGGUUGCCACAAUGAUGGGGAGACCUAUCGGCUUGAGAGAUGAAGCGUGUGAUCUACGACUUCCUCAGACUUUGAGCGAUGACUUUCCUGUGUCAGGGGGCGAGUCGUCUGGGCAAACAACGCCCUCUACGGCAGCCUUCUCGCUCCACCUGUUCAGACUCACCAAGCUCAACUCGGAGAUCAAGUACGUCGCCAUGAGUAUCCGCCGCGAUCCGCCAUACUACGCGUUUCCACACGCCGCCGAUCUGCAAGAGUGGCAGCGAAACACUUUUCGAAAACUCGACCAGUGGUUAGCGGACCUGCCACCGCAGAACUCGAGCAAUGUGUAUAUCCACACCAUCUGCCAGAUCCAGGGUCAGAGCCUGAAGAUGGUGCUUCUCCGACCGAGUCCGGCGAUACCAGACCCGUCCAAGGACGCGCUACGCCAGUGUCACGAGGCAGCGGCGACAAACCUGCGCCUUUUUGGGAUUUUGUACACGGACAAUCUUCUGGUGCACGGCUGGGAGACAUUCUACCACCUCGUCCUCAGCUGCAUCACGCGGAUCUACUGCAUCAAGGCCGUGCCGGAGCUGGCGAGCGAGAUGGACCCCCAGACCUUGCUCGCAGACAUGGGGGACUGUUUGGGCAUCCUCAGCGCCACGGGCGAGCACUGGCCCGGAGCCAAGCGAUGCCGUGACAUCCUACACGAUCUCGUCCGCUCCCUGGUGCAGUGGCUGAGCGAUCUCAACAGGACAGCGGGAACGCGGGCGCCAGACACAGCAGUGCCCCGGCAGCAACAAGCGUUGAGAAGUCUGCCUGCGGACACGGCAUGGGACGGAUCGCAGCUCAUGCCGCAAAUGGACAAUGGCGGCGACAUGGCCACAGCACCACCCGUGAUGGCUGGUGCCGAAGCGCCUCUGCCGUUCUUUGGGCAGGACACGUUCGAUCCGUUGGCGGGUGUGGGAUUUGGCGACUUUAUGCCCGAUUCGCAGGCCAUGGACAGCAUGAUACGGAGUUUGUUCGAUGACUUUAUACCAAACGGCGUGGAGGGGUUCCCCGAUACUCUUGGGUAGCGACGGGAUGAAAGCGUCGUUCCAAUACGGCGGCCCCUUCCCGGCUUCCUACUUCCUCGGACAUUCACCGUUUGUUGAAUGCGUGACGGAGGAACUC
This is a messenger RNA of Emericellopsis atlantica, 2429 nucleotides long. RefSeq names its product fungal-specific transcription factor domain-containing protein. Gene Ontology annotation, biological process: positive regulation of transcription by RNA polymerase II; DNA-templated transcription. The record is from RefSeq and is a predicted model, not a curated record. The coding region runs from base 143 to 2332 and encodes 729 amino acids. Gene Ontology annotation, molecular function: DNA-binding transcription factor activity, RNA polymerase II-specific; zinc ion binding; sequence-specific DNA binding. NCBI's taxonomy places the organism in Eukaryota, Fungi, Ascomycota, Sordariomycetes, Hypocreales, Bionectriaceae. The transcript is spliced from 4 exons.